This is a messenger RNA of Labeo rohita (rohu), 3681 nucleotides long. Its product is annotated as gastrula zinc finger protein XlCGF52.1-like. The transcript is spliced from 3 exons. Gene Ontology annotation, biological process: regulation of transcription by RNA polymerase II. Lineage: Eukaryota; Metazoa; Chordata; Actinopteri; Cypriniformes; Cyprinidae. Bases 91 to 1368 code for a protein of 425 amino acids. The record is from RefSeq and is a predicted model, not a curated record. Gene Ontology annotation, cellular component: nucleus. Gene Ontology annotation, molecular function: RNA polymerase II cis-regulatory region sequence-specific DNA binding; DNA-binding transcription factor activity, RNA polymerase II-specific.
GCUGCGCCGCGCCGCGCUCCUGCGACUGUGAUUCGACUGAAGGAAGAAAAACUCCUGGUGGAGCAUUUGAGAUCCACGUGCCAUAUAAAGAUGCCGUUUAUUAAAGAGGAGAGUGAAGAUGUGAGGAUUGAAGAAGCAUUCAGAGUGAAACAAGAAGAUACUGAAGAACAAACAGACCUGAAGCCACUAGAAGAGGAGAUACUAAAUGAAAAGGAAACAAAAGAGGAGAAACAUAGUGAUUUCAUAACUGGAAAAAAAUUUAGUUGCUCACAGACUGAAAAGACUUCCUCACAAAAAAGAGCUCAAAAGACAGAAACGACAAGUUAUUUUACGUGCUUUCAGUGUGGGAAGACUUUCAAUCAGCCUGAAGACCUUAAAGUCCACAUGAGAGUUCACGCUGGAGAGAAGCUUUUCACCUGCCAAGAGUGUGGAAAGAGUUUUACAGAAAGGGGAAGCCUUACAAGGCACAGGAGAGUUCACACUGGAGAAAAGCCUUACACAUGUCAACAGUGUGGAAGCAGUUUUACUCAAAAAGGAAGUCUGAAGAGGCACAUGAGAAUUCACACUGGAGAGAAGCUGUGCACGUGCAAACUUUGUGGGAAGAGCUUCUCACACAAAGGAAAUCUAAAGAUUCACAUGAGAGUUCACACUGGAGAGAAACCUUUCAUAUGUGUUCAGUGCGAACAAUGUUUUACACGUAAAGAAAGCCUUAAAAACCACAUGAGGAUUCACUCAAAAGAGAACUGUUUUAUUUGUCAACAGUGUGGAAGGAGUUUCCUAAGCAGCAAAAACCUAAUGAGGCAUGUAAUAAUUCACACUGGAGAAAGCCCUUUCAUGUGCCAUCACUGUGGAAAGUGUUUCACACUUAAAGGAAACCUUAAAACUCACUUGAGAAUUCACACUGGAGAGAAGCCUUUUAUGUGCCAAAAUUGUGGAAAGAGUUUCAGACAUAAUGAAAGUCUUAAGAUUCAUAUGAGACUUCAUACUGGAGAGAAGCCUUUCACGUGUCUUCAUUGUGAAAAGAGCUUCACAUAUCAAAGAGACCUGAAACGUCAUUUGCAAACUCAUUCUGGAAAGAAACUGCAGAGUUCUGAGUGUGACAAGAGUUUUAGAAAAAGGAGACAUUUUAAAAAUCAGCUGUGCGUUCAUUCUGGAAGAAAGCCGUUUAAUUGUGAUCAGCGCAGUAAAAAAUGUAUUUUGCUAUCACGCUUGAAGAUACACCUGAAAAGUCAUGCAGAUGUGAGACGCUAUUUGUGUUCCAUGUGUGGAAAGGGUUUUAAAUGGCUCAGCAAUUUAAAAUGGCACCAGAAAAUAUGUGUCUGUGUGAAAUUAAGGCUACGUUCACACCGCAGCACCUUUAAAAUGUGACCUGUAUUAGAUACAGUAAUUGUCUAAACAGGAGAUGCUUCUACAACACUUCUCAUGUCUUUUAUUUGCACCCUGUUUACAAACUAAUUAAAUGAUUAUAAAUAAAAGGACACAAACUUAAUGAGAAAAUAAACACUUAAAUGCUUAUUUAAUUCACCUUUUGUUAAAGAAGGAUGACCAAUAAUUGUCUCCUAUUAAAUUUAGAUAAGACAGAGAUAUUACUUAUUGGACCAAAAAACAAUGCACAAAGUCUCUUGGCUUACAAUCUACAACUAGGCAGAUGUACUAUUACUUCCACUACAGUCAAAACUCUGGGUGUUAAAUUAGGCCAUGUCCACACUAAUACGUUUUCGUUUGAAAACGCAUCUUUUUCUCUCCGUUUUGGCCUUCCGUCCACACUGAGACAGUGUUUUUAGUCAAGGAAAACUGAGCUUUUUGAAAAUGCGCUCCAAAGUGGAUACAUUUGAAAACACUGUUUUUGCAUUGCAGUGUGGACUGUGAAAACGGAGGCUUUUGAAAACAAUGUCGCAUGUUUAGUCAUGUGACGCAUAUUGUACCAGUAGAUAUCUAUGUUUAUACCGGUAAUUGUGGCUGUUAUGUGCUAUUCACUUUCACACUGCUGCUGAAGAUAUAUUUGUACACUCUUCACAUUACAGUCCUAAAAAGAUGACAGAAAAUGUACUCAGUUGCUGUCCUGACUCCUGCAGCUAAACGUGAGGGCAGCUGCUUUUUAGAGCAAACAUGAGAGCGCGCGACAUGGAUGCGUCAGUGAAUGAUGAGAUAUUUCCAAGAAUUGCCAAGAAUUACGUUAAAACGAAUUAUGUCUGUUCCAUCUGUAUUAUCUAAGUGAGUUUUUACGCAUGCACAGUAUGGCGAAUUUAACGUUUUCCUACGUUUCAGUGUGAAUGAGAAACAUUUAAAAAAUGUUUGAAAGCACUAGUGUGGACAGAGAGCGUUUUAAAAUGAAUGGAUUAAUGUAGACUUAGCCUUAGACUGCAACUUCUAAAAAUCAUAUUUCUCAUGUUACAAAAACAGCAUUCUUCCGUCUUAGAAACAUUGCCAAGCUACGAAACAUGUUACCUGUUUCUGACGCAGAAAAGCUAGUUCAUGCAUUCAUGACCUCUAGACUGUACUAUUGUAAUGUACUAGUAGUUGGUUGUCCUGCUUCUUCAAUAAACAAGCUACAGAUAGUCCAAAAUGCAGCUGCUAGAGUCUGUACCAGGUCAAGAAACUAUGAUCAUAUUACCGCAGUUUUAAAAGUCUCUGCACUGGCUACCUAUUAGGUUCCGCAUCAGCUACAAAAUAUUACUUCUUACCUAUAAGGCCCUUAACAGUUUAUCUCCCGCGUAGUUUUUCUACCACGCUACAAUCCAUCACGCUCCCUAAGGUCACAAAACUCUGGACUUUUGGUAGUUCCUAGGAUAGCAACGUCCACUAAGGAAGGUAGAGCUUUUUCGCAUUUGGCUCCCAAACUCUGGAAUAACCUUUCUUGAUAACGUUUGGGGUUCAGACACACUCUCUCCAUUUAAAUCUAGAUUAAAGACACAUACUGUUAGCCAAGCAUUCAAAUAAUGCAUCUCAUAAACUUUUACUGCAGUCAUAACUGAUCAAAUGCACAUUAUUAAUCUUUUAGCUCUGGCUGAACAAAUCUUUCUUUGCUUGGUUUGAACAGCAGCUACGCUAAUUAUGUUCCUAUUUGUUCUCUGUUUCUACCAUGGGAUUGACAUCCCGUGGUAACUAGGAAUUCACAAGCUUCAGUCUGGAUCCAGAACACUUAAGAAGAGAUGAUGCCAACCCCUCAGAGGACUUCAGAUGAUACCAACCCUGAAACGACAUACAGCACUACCGAAUUUUGCUACUAAUUUAUAGUGUUCUUUGUCUGUUUGAUUACAUUAUUAAUUGAUCUUUACCAUACAUCUCUGCCAGAUGUACAUCAACUUGACAACUUGACACUUGUAAGCUACUACUAAAUAUAUUGUAAAAACUUUAAUUUGCUGUAAAGUUGCUUUGCAAAGAUAUGUAUUGUGAAAAGCGCUAUACAAAUAAAUUUAAAUUGAAUUGAAAAAAGAAGGUACAAGUAAACAUAAAUAUGGCUACUGUUUGUGGGUCUUCUGAUGACAUCUGACAGCUGCAGGUGUCUCUCACCCACUGAUAGGUGUUUUGAGAUUAUUCUUUAUGUUUAUGUUUAAUAAAUUAUACAGUUGAUUUUGUGUUAUUUAAGAGUUACAUAAUGGUCAGCAGGGCGGUCUUUAUGGGGUGUCCAUUUGGAAAGCUAGACUGGUUGAAUAUUGCAUAAAACAUUUGUGAAUAAAG